Messenger RNA from Xiphophorus hellerii (green swordtail), 9300 nucleotides. RefSeq names its product nuclear receptor binding SET domain protein 1b (gene nsd1b). The coding region runs from base 416 to 9031 and encodes 2871 amino acids. The transcript has 24 exons. Lineage: Eukaryota; Metazoa; Chordata; Actinopteri; Cyprinodontiformes; Poeciliidae. Gene Ontology annotation, molecular function: protein binding; histone methyltransferase activity. The record is from RefSeq and is a predicted model, not a curated record. Gene Ontology annotation, cellular component: nucleus.
GCUUCUGGCUGUUUUGGUGAUUUUCUGGGUUUUGGUGAUGAAGAUGCGCUGAGCGGCGGUGACGGCCGGCCGAGUGUCUGCCGGCAGGAAGCGGCCAGCAGAGCAGCCGCCCUCAGACUGGAUUAGAAACGGGAUUAUAAAGUUAUUCCAAAGCAAACAGAGGAAUUUGUGAUGUGAGGCUGUUCCCGGGCCGCUGGGUUAGCGCAUGCUUUGGGAGGAGGGGAGUGUGUGUGUUGGAGGGGGAAUGGGUGAGAGAGAGAGAGAGCUCAGGAUCCGGGCCUAGGAAGUGCUGCCGCGGGGACUCGCCUCAUCCGCUCUCAAAAAUCCUGAAAUUGGGCCGUUUAUCCGCCAGAAUGAGGCGGCGGCGCGGCGCGGCGGCGCUCCGCUACACCGGAAUGGGUCGGAUCAUGUCAGAAUGAGCGGGCCUUCCAAAGGCCCCGACAGGAAGUCCAGCUGCCCUUUGACCCCGGCCCACGACCCGUGCUGCGUCGGCCCGGCCAUGUCGGCCGCCGCCUCCUCCCUCAAACACGCGUCUGUCUACGGCUACAUCCAGUCAGACCACUCUUCCUCCUCCUCCUCUUCCUCAUACAGCCCCCUGCGGAGGCUGCAGCACCUCACCAAGAUGGUGAGCCGGCCCGACCUGGUGCUGCCGAGCCGGGGGCCCGACCGGCGCUGGGACUGGGGGUCCAACCAGAGGGACAGGGUCAGGAUGGAGGACUGCUGGGCGGAGCACAGACAGUAUUCUGUCUCCCAGGAAGACGUUGAUGUCUCGUCUUCUUCUGGUCGAAAGCAAACGGAUCUCCAAAGUGAAAGUAAAGACUUUCCUGCUGUUCGUUUCCACCAAUCUGCUGUUUCUGAGAAAACGGGAGGCGACUCUCCGUCCAGCCCGCCGAGCCCGGCCUUCUCUCUGGACAGCAGCAGCCCCUUCGCCAACGGCCUGCUGCACUUCGACUCGGCUCUGCUUGAGGCCGACGGCGUCGACGAGGAGCCGCAGAGCGCAGCGCCCGGCCCGGGUUUCCUGGACAAACGCGACCAGCCGCAGACCGCACCGCAGCUCGCCCCCGCAGACGCUCGUCUGGACCCAGAGGCGGCGGCGGCGGCGGCGCCCAAGGUGGUGACGCGCUCCCAGUCCUCGGGUCAGCGCCGGCGGUACUGGGACGGCUCAGAGGACGAGUGGGACAGCGACUCGGAGCUCUUCCUGUUCGAUGACUGGCCUGCAUGGCGGACGGUGAGUGUUCGUCUCCUGCAGCAGCCGAGCGGCUCGAGGAAAAAGCCUCCGCCGCCGGUGAAGUUCGCUGAGGGGGAAAUCGUUUGGGCCAAGUUCGGCCGCCGGCCCUGGUGGCCGUGUGAGGUGCUGGCCGACCCGGCGCUGGGCGUCCAUCACAGGAUGAAAGAGCCCUGCGACCGGCUCUGUCGGCUGUAUCACGUCCGGACCUUUGGGGAGCCGAAGGAGUUCGUUUGGGUGGAGGAUAAAUCAACUCAGGCGUUUCACGGAGGCUUUGAGUUCGACCAACUUCUCCUUUUGAGACGAAGAAGCAAGCAAAGAGAGCAGAACAACAGAAACACUAUCCCUAAGCGUUUCCAGCAUUCGUGGAGAUGCAGUGUGGCCGAGGCUGAAUCUGUUCUGUCUGGACGACCCGACGUUUCUCCAUCUCUGGCUCCAUCCACAGAUCAAACCUUUUCCUGCAGUUCCCCGGCAGAAAGACAGAGGAAGCCCCACCCAGCCGUUCCCUCGCCCUCUCUGCCGGGUCCCGCUGUUUCUGAAUCGUUUCACUUAACAAAUGGAUCCACCUCGUCUGCAGCUACAACACAGACAAAACCAAGCACUUUAAAGAAAACUUCUAGCAAGAAGAAGCAAAGCAAAUCCCUUCAGGACCUUGGGAAUGAAAACACAUUGUGUUGCAGUCUUGAUCAGUCUCACAGAGACAACAGAGAGUGCCCAUACUCUGAUCUCGACUCGGUCCCGAAGAUUUUGUGUCCUAAAGCACUUGAGCGUCAACCGAAGCUGCUUCCAUGCCAGCCGUCUGCGGCUGCAGUCAAAGAGCUAAAGAAGCAGCCAGAGACCCAAACCGGACUGUGGUUCAGUAAAUCAGGCAGAGACCGGCGACCUAAAACUACCAGCCCAGUGUCAGACCACUCCCUCUUUAGUAAGGGCCCCUGUAAGAAAAAGCACUUAUCCACCGUUAGUAAGAAGGCACCAGUUCCCUCCGCCUCGUUGGUCGGCGCUGAGUCCAGUGACCCGGUCAUACUGGCAGACACUAAUAAGUCAACAGAUAAUGGUCCGAUACAUGAACAUUCAGUAUCCGAGAAAUGUAAGGCCAGUGAGGCCAACCCUGUUGAAGGAAGAGGCGGGUCUUUGGACAAACCAAAGGCCCAGCUGUCCACUGACGACAAACAGACUUCUGAGACCAAAAUAAACCCUUCGAGCAUUUCGUCUGACGACCCAGAUGUUGAAAAAGACUUUCAUCCCUCCAAGAAAGUCGGUUUUAAUGACGACUCAGAUUCUCCAAAGAUGGUAACAUCUGUAAGUUCAACUGAACUUUCUGUCAUAAUUGCUACUAAACAACUCGAUAAAACUGAAAAACCUUCUGACCAGGAGAAAGAAAGUAAGCAGACUUUGAGGCCCUGUUUCGAAGUCGAAAAAAGAGAUCCAGUCUCAAUAUUAGAAAAACAAAAACAUCUGGUCUCUAAAUGCAGACUCCCGUUUGUGAAACUGAUACGAAAGGAGAUAGAGCAAAACAAAUAUUUACACUCAUGUCUGACCCAUGUCACUACUAACAGAAGUGAAUGCAAUAAGAAAGAGAAAACAUCAGAUAGUAAUGUGAAUAAAGCAGCAGCUAAUAAAUCAGACUUGACAGGCAGCAAAACGAGCGUCUCCACAGAUCAAAUUACACCUUCAAAAUUCAUCAAGGUCUCAGUCAAGAAGCUACGAGCUAGAAGUGAGUCUGGCCUGCUUCGGCUGUCAUCAGAGUCACCGCCUGAACACAACGCUCCCACACCUGGAAACGACGCUAGGACACCUGAACACAAUGCUCCCACACCUGGAAAAAAUGCUCUCACACCUGGAAACGACGCUAAGACACCUGGAAACAACGCUCCCACACUUGGAAACAACGCUCCCACACCUGGAAACAACGCUCCCACACCUGGAAACAAAGCUCCCACACCUGGAAAGAAUGCUAAGACAUCUGGAAACGACUCUAAGAAACCUGGAAACAAAGCUAAGACGCCUGGAAACAAUGCUCCCACACCUGGAAACAAUGCUCCCACACCUGGAAACAAUGCUCCCACACCUGGAAACAACGCUCCCACACCUGGAAAGAACCCUCCCACACCUGGAAAGAACCCUCCCACACCUGGAAAAAAUGCUCCCAUACCUGGAAACAACGCUCCCACACCUGGAAACGACGCUAAGACACCUGGAAACGACGCUAAGACACAUGGAAACAACGCUAAGACACAUGGAAACAACGCUAAGACACCUGGAAACAACGCUCCCACACCUGGAAACGACGCUAAGACACCUGGAAACAACGCUAAGACACCUGGAAACAACUCUAAGAAACAUGGAAACAACGCUAAGACACCUGGAAACAACGCUCCCACACCUGGAAACAACGCUCCCACACCUGGAAAGAACCCUCCCACACCUGGAAACAAUGCUCCCACACCUGGAAACGACGCUAAGACACCUGGAAACAACUCUAAGAAACAUGGAAACAACGCUAAGACACCUGGAAACAACGCUCCCACACCUGGAAAGAACGCUCCCACACCUGGAAAGAACGCUCCCACACCUGGAAACAAUGCUCCCACAUCUGGAAACAACGCUCCCACACCUGGAAACAACGCUCCCACACCUGGAAACAAUGCUCCCACACCUGGAAACAACGCUCCCACACCUGGAAACAACGCUCCCACACCUGGAAAGAAUGCUAAGACAUCUGGAAACGACGCUAAGACACCUGGAAACAACUCUAAGAAACCUGGAAACAACGCUCCCACACCUGGAAACAAUGCUCCCACACCUGGAAACAAUGCUCCCACACCUGGAAACAAAGCUCCCACACCUAGAAACAAAGCUCCCACACCUGGAAACAACGCUCCCACACCUGGAAAGAAUGCUAAGACAUCUGGAAACGACGCUAAGACACCUGGAAACAACUCUAAGAAACUUGGAAACAACGCUAAGACACCUGGAAACAAUGCUCCCACACCUGGAAACAAUGCUCCCACACCUGGAAACAACGCUAAGACACCUGGAAACAAUGCUCUCACUUCCACAAAACUUUCUGAUGCAUUGAGCAGCCCCGAAGUAGAACGUAUCCCAGCGUCAAACGUUAGUCUAGAAAGUAUCACCGCCUUAUCGUGCAAUGAAUCAAACAGGUUAGAAUGUAAAGACAUUUCUGUUUGCAGUCAAACAAAGACAUCGUCUGACCAGCCAGACUGCUCAGAGGAAAACACUUCAUCUACUAAAACUGCAGCUUCUCCAACAGGAAGUCCUCACCUCCCUGAAAGUCGGCCUGCUCCAAAAUCCAGAAAAGCUGUUCACAAACUGAAGCAGGCUAAAGAAAUUCAAAAAGUCCUGAAAGAGCAGCCGGCCCAUCUUCCAGCCAGCAGUCGGCUGAUGACCAGAGCGCUGAAGGCCUUGCAGGUCGUCGACCAGAGGAAGCGUAGAAAAGCCCAGCAGGCGAUUGAGCAAACUAAGCUGAGCAAACCUCUGGACACAGUUCAGGAUUCUGCUGAGCCCAAAUUUGAUAUUUGCACUAAUUUAAAAUUUCUAAAAUCUACUCAUGUUGACAAUGGUGAUUGCUUUUCUAGAUGUAGCUCCCCUUCCGUACUGUUCUCUGACUCAGAUGAUUUUGAAACUGAUGUUAAAAGUGAAGAUGAAGACCUUUCAGUUUCUUCAACUCCGCCAAUGGACUUCAUACCCCUUACAUCUAUAGUUAAGGCAAAGCACGAAGAUCUGCCCCCAACAACACAACCUCCAUCACCUCCAUCACCGUUUUCCUUCAUGAAAGCCUUCAAGAAUGUUACGGAGGUUUCCUUUCAAUCCUUACCAAAUGGCAGCAAUGGAAAGCCGGUCUCUUUCAGGCCACAUUCAAAAUACCAGUUUAGCACUUUUCUUAUGAUGCUGAAGGACUUGCAUGACACUAGAGAGCGAGACGGCGCGCCCCUAGAGUUAGAGAUUGGGCCACCCAGUGCACAUGUGAAGGUGGAGCCGCUGAUGAUGCCACACAAGGCUCCACUGGAAGGACACGGCCACACACGUGUUCUUAGCAAAACCGACCCAGUCGCAGACAAAAGUGUGAUUGGACAGAACAGAUGUGGUAAAGGCCAGAAACUCAAGAGGCCCUGUAGCAAAAAGAGUGGCAGCCAUUGGUUGAAAGGGAAAACCAAUCGCAGAGUCCCUGGACCUGGUUUUUCUGGAGUAACGUCAGCAACAGGAAUCACUUCCUGGCCAACAGCAGAUAUUACUUCAAAAAUAAUGGAUGUACAAAUUGGCAGUAGCUGGAUCCAGGCUGGCUGCAGUGGAGACGUUGGUGGGCAAGAGGAGCAGCAGAGAUGGGAAAGACUGAAGGGCAGCCAGCAGGUAGGUGUUCCUCCGGAAAGGAGGGAAUGUCCGACACUCAUCCUGGAGCAGCCAACCAGCCUCAGAGACGACAUGAUGAACAAGACGCAGGACUUGAUUCUUGAAGCUGAGGAACAAGACAAGACUGCAGCCGAACAUAAACGAAUACGAAAACCCAGCAAGAGACUUCUUGAAUGGACUGAAGAAUACAACCAGAUCUUCUCCCCAAGGAAGAAACCCAAAAAGUCUCUCCAGCUGUUUGGAAAGGCCAACGAAUCUGUUGCUGCCCUGUGUGAGCUUUCGGACUUGGAGAAGAACCUGGCCGACAGCUCAUCGUCCUCCUUACUUCCUGAAAUACUGACGCCGCCGCCAGAGGAGUUGGCUCCAGCCACGCCUGCAGAAACCCAGAUUCCCAAAGCAGAACCGCCAUCGACCCAAGAGCUUCCGGUGCUUUCCAUCGACUCCUUAACUCCACCCCCUGAAGUGGAGCCCUCCCUGUCAGACGGCCUAGUCAAAGGCAACAAAGUUUCUCCUGUGCUUGAAAAGAAGAGGAAGAGGAAACCCACGCAGAAGAUCCUGGAGUACUGCCUGGAGGCCGAGGUGUCCGCCGCCCCGAAGAAGAAGAAUAAAACACUGAAGAUGAAUUCAGAUGCUGGACCUCAGUCGGAUUUUUCUCCUCCAUCUUUAAAAGUGAAACCACUCUCUGAGCCGCCGCCCCUCCCCCCCGUGACCUCUGACCCCCCGGCAGCCCCUAGUCCACCUGAGCAGGUGGAUCCGCCCCCAGCAGACGUGUUCCAGUCUGAUGACAGCAGCAUCCAGGAGGAGUCAGAGGAUGACAGGUUUCUGCUGGAGAACCGGUUGCCCCCCAGGAAGGACGACCCGCUGGGCGACGACCUGCUGGGCGACAACCUGCUGGGCGACGACCUGCUGGGCGACGACGCGCUGCUACCUGUCAGGAAGAUCAUCGGCGACCGGGGAGGCCCCGCCUCCAUGAAGGAGAACGUCUGCCAGGUGUGUGAGAAGACGGGGGAGCUGCUGCUGUGUGAGGGUCAGUGCUGCGGAGCUUUUCACCUGGCCUGCAUCUCUCUGGCCGAGGCGCCGAAAGGAAAGUUUGUCUGCCCCGAAUGCAAAUCAGGCGUCCACACCUGCUUCGUGUGUAAGAAGCGCAGCGAAGACGUUCGCCGCUGCAUGAUCCCCGUCUGCGGGAAGUUUUACCACGGAGAGUGCAUCGCUAACUACGCCGCGACCGCGCCGGUCAACCGAAGCUUCCGCUGCUCCAUCCACGUCUGCCUCACCUGCUUCAUUGCCAGCCCCGGCAGCUCGUCCGUCUCCAAAGGCCGUCUGGUGCGAUGCGUUCGCUGCCCUGUUGCUUAUCACGCCACCGACCUGUGCAUGGCUGCCGGCAGCGUUGUGCUUUCCAACAACAGCAUCAUCUGCCCCAACCACUUCGCGCCGCGUCGCGGCGUCAAGAACCACGAACACGUCAACGUGAGCUGGUGCUUCGUCUGCACCGAAGGAGGAAGCCUGCUGUGCUGCGAAUCGUGUCCCGCCGCGUUUCACAGAGAGUGUCUGAACAUGGAGAUGCCCAAAGGCAGCUGGUUCUGCAACGACUGCAAGGCGGGGAAGAAGCCGCGCUACCAGGACAUCCUGUGGGUCAAGGUCGGCCGCUACAGGUGGUGGCCAGCGGAGGUCAGCCAUCCCAAAACCAUCCCAGAAAACAUCCAGCGCAUGCGGCACGACGUGGGCGAGUUCCCCGUUCACUUCUUUGGCUCCAACGAUUACCUGUGGACCUACCAGGCCCGCGUCUUCCCCUACAUGGACGUCGACGCAAACAGCAAAGAGAAGAUGGGCAAAGGUGUCGAUGCAACUUACAAGAAAGCGCUGGAGGAGGCGGCCGUGCGAUUCCGUGAGCUUCAGGCAGAAAAGGAGCUUCGGCAGCUUCAGGAGGACAGAAAGAACGACAGGAAGCCGCCGCCGUACAAACACAUCAAGGUGAAUCGUCCGAUUGGGAAGGUUCAGAUCCUGACUGCUGACCUGUCAGAAAUCCCGCGCUGCAACUGCAAGGCGACAGACGAGAGUCCGUGUGGGAACGACUCUGAAUGCAUCAACCGCAUGCUGCUGUACGAGUGCCACCCUCAGGUGUGUCCGGCCGCUGAGCGGUGCCUGAACCAGGCCUUCACCAAGCGCCAGUACAGCCAGGUGCAGAUCUUCCGGACGCUGUCUCGAGGCUGGGGCCUUCGCUGCGUCCACGACAUCAAGAAGGGUCAGUUUGUGACCGAAUACGUCGGGGAGGUGAUCGGCGAAGACGAGUGCAGGUCGAGGAUCAGACACGCCCAGGAGAACGACAUCUGCAACUUCUACAUGUUAACUCUAGACAAGGACAGAAUAAUCGACGCCGGGCCGAAGGGCAACGAGGCUCGCUUCAUGAACCACAGCUGCCAGCCAAACUGUGAGACACAGAAGUGGACGGUCAGCGGAGACACGCGGGUGGGACUGUUCGCUCUGGUGGACAUCACUGCAGGCACAGAGCUCACCUUCAACUACAACCUGGAGUGUCUGGGCAACGGGAAGACGGUUUGUAAAUGCGGCUCAGCAAACUGCAGCGGCUUCCUGGGCGUGAGGCCAAAGAACAACCCUCCAUCCGACGACAAGGGCCGCAAGCUGAGGAGGCGGGGCCACGGCCGGAAGAAGAAGAAGGCGCUGCCGACCAAAGAGAGGGAGGACGAGUGCUUCAGCUGCGGAGACGGAGGACAGAUGGUGUCCUGCAAGAAGCCAGGAUGUCCCAAAGUCUACCAUGCAGACUGCCUGAACCUCACCAAGAGGCCCGCAGGUCGUUGGGAGUGUCCUUGGCAUCAGUGUGACGUCUGUGGGAAGGAGGCGGCGUCGUUCUGCGAGAUGUGUCCCAGCUCCUACUGCCCUCAGCACCGUGACGGUCUGCUCUUCAUCUCCAAGCUGGACGGGAAGCUCUGCUGCAGCGAACACGACCCCUGUGGGCCGGAGCCGCUGGAGCCGGGGGAGAUCCGGGAGUACCGGCCCGACCCGGGGCCCCUGACCUCUGGGGCCCUGACCUGUGGGCUGGGCAUGGCUGUCAUCCCCGCCGGCCGUCUCAGCCGGACCGGUGGCAGUGGGAACGUGAAGGAGGCCGGCGGUGGUGGCGGUCCAGAGGCAUUCUCUUCAUUCUCCAUCCCGGUGCCCAUCACCAUCCCGGUUGCCAGCGGCAACGCCUCGCCACCUCCCAGCAGCCCACACAGAUUCGACCUGCCGCACUACUCACCCAUCUCCUCGUACGAAGAGGAGCGCGACGUCCUGGAGGAGGAGCUGGCCGAGGAAGAGGAACAGGAAGAGGAAGAGGAAGAGGAGGGAGUAAUGAGGAAUAAGUGGGACUCCCCAGAGGAAGAUGAUGAAGAUGAGGGACUGGAAUACCUGGAGCUCAAAGAUGAAGACGAUGACGACGAUUAAUACGAAGAGUUAUUUUGAUUCAUAACUGCACUGCAAAAACACAAAAUCAGUUUUUUUUGUCCAGAGUAAAUAUCUGAGUUCACUUGAAAAACAAAAAUCCAAUUUGAUCUGUACAGAAAGUUUCAGCAGCUUUUCUUUACAUCAUAGAAAGUCAUGAAACAGAAUCAACAAUCAAUCGGGACAUUAAGUCGAGUUCCAUCGUUAAAUUGAUUAUUGAUUACGUUUCAAGUAAAACUCUAACCAGCUGCUUUUAGUCUGGAUUUAAAGGA